AUCGUUUAAAAGUUGUUCCUCAGCAACAUAGAUCGGUUAUUGGUGUGAUCAUGCUGCUUCGACUAACAAUUCUUGCUGUGAGCGUAUUUGUCGCUGGAAGUCACGCGGCCAAACUUGACAAUGUCUUCGAAUGGAACGAAUUGAGCUUCAGCUGGCCGGAUGAGAAGACCAAAGAAGAAGCGAUCCAAAAGGGCAGAUACGUACCUGAGAACAAUCUACCCCUUGGAUUGGAUAGAUGGAAUGAUAAGUUGUUUGUAACAGUACCAAGAUGGAAAAAUGGUGUAGCAUCAACACUGAACUACAUCGACCUAAAGACCAGCAACAAGACCCCAUCUUUGAUCCCAUAUCCAGACUGGGUCUCAAACACUCUUCCAGAAAGAGAAAAAGGACCAGAGGAAAGCACCAUAAUAUCAACAUUCCGCGUGAACGUUGAUGCUUGUGAUCGUCUCUGGGUAAUGGACACUGGCUUGGCUGAUAUUUGGGGAGAAGCAAAACAGCAUUCCACUCCAUCUAUUCUUAUUUAUGACUUAAAGACAGAUAAGCUCCUAAAACGCUAUGUACUACAGUCGACAGACUUGAAGGAAGAUUCAUUUUUUGCUAAUAUCGUAGUAGAUGUAGAUCCUACCAAAUGCGAGGAAGCCUUUGCUUACAUCCCUGAUUUGGGAGGUUAUGGUGUUGUGGUAUAUUCUCUUGCAGACAAUGAUUCAUGGAGGAUCAAGCAUAAUUUCUUCCAUUUCGAUCCAUUGAAUGGAGAUUUCAACGUAGGUGGUAUCAACUUCCAGUGGACAGAUGGAGUUUUUGGACUUGCUCUGGGAAAAGUACAACCAAAUGGAUAUCGUACAAUGUAUUUCCAUCCUUUGGCUGGAAUAAGAGAGUUCUCAGUAUCUACAGAAGUACUCAGGAAUAAAACAAUGGCAACUGGUAACAACGCUUACUACGCUUUCAAGCUCGAAGGAAAUCGAGGAGAGAAAACACAAUCUUCAGCUUCUGAUUUAGACGAAAAAACCAAUGUCUUGUUCCUCACUCAAUUGAACAAAGAUGGAGUAGCUUGUUGGAAUGUGGACAAACCAUUGAACCCUGAAAACUUGGGUACAGUAGCACAAGACAGUGAAGGAUUGAUCUUCACUAAUGACUUGAAGAUUGAUGCUGAAAGAAACUUGUGGAUCUUAUCGGACAAGAUGCCAACUUUCCUCUAUAAAGGAUUGCAACCAAAUGAAACCAACUACAGAAUUUUCAAAGUGAAGAUAGAUGAGGCUAUUUCCGGAACACCCUGUACAGCCUAGUUCGCUGAAAAUAUUCGAAAUACCAGUACUUUUGAAAAUCUUCUCAUGAAUUGUGAUAUAGUAUCGAAAUCAUCAUUUUAGAAAGUAGUAUAAAUUAAAAGUUAGGAAGUGUAGCAAUCAUAUAAUUUAAAUUAAAACAAAAAUACUAAAAAAUAAA
This is a messenger RNA of Harmonia axyridis, 1440 nucleotides long. RefSeq names its product protein yellow. Bases 51 to 1283 code for a protein of 410 amino acids. NCBI's taxonomy places the organism in Eukaryota, Metazoa, Arthropoda, Insecta, Coleoptera, Coccinellidae. The record is from RefSeq and is a predicted model, not a curated record. The transcript has 6 exons. Gene Ontology annotation, cellular component: extracellular region.